Molecule: messenger RNA, 540 nt
Organism: Tympanuchus pallidicinctus (lesser prairie-chicken)
Lineage: Eukaryota; Metazoa; Chordata; Aves; Galliformes; Phasianidae
Gene: APOC3
Product: apolipoprotein C3
Exons: 4
Coding region: 149-430 (93 amino acids)
Biological process (GO): lipoprotein metabolic process; lipid transport
Cellular component (GO): extracellular region
Molecular function (GO): lipid binding
Source: RefSeq, a predicted model, not a curated record
GGGAAGUGGGGAAAGGGCUCUGAGGCUGGGCCCCCUCCCUGUGGCCGCACCACCACUGACCUUUGCACAAACAGCCGUUGGAGAGGAUAUAAAGUGGGAACUCGGGGCAGCCCCCACUGAGCAAAGCCAAAGCACAGCGUGGCCAGCCAUGAAGGUCUCCAUCCUGUUCCUGCUCAUCUGCACGGCCAUCCUGGCGGUGGGAGCACGAGCUGAUGCUCCCGAUAAGACAGAUGUGGUGGUGAAGAAGGUGCAGGAGUACGUCAAGCAAGCCACGGAGGCAGUCAAGACGGCCUUCACCACAGUGCAGGAGUCAGAGGCAGCUCAGCAAGCCAGGAGGUGGCUGUCAGACAAUGCCAACCUGGUGAAGCAGCAGCUGGCACGGCUGAAGGAGCAGCUGGCCGAACUCUGGAAGCUGACGCCGACCUCAUAGCCCGGCUGUGGGCUGGUGGGGGCUGACUGGGUGCAGGUCCUGCCCCCAUCCCACAUGCAGCACCGUUUCCCUUUUGUUGUGGUUCUUGAAAUAAAGUGGAGCUGGAGUGA